GCUGCACAGAACUUCGAUCAAAACACAGACAUUCGCGGGCAGUCGAAAAGAAGCAUGAAUUUCUGCCUUGUUGGGUAUUGAUAUGGCAGAUCCUUUUUCAGUCGAUUCAAGUGAAGUCCAGCCCUCAGUUACGAAUGGGGAAAGCCCAGCUGAAGGAGAGAAAGAGUCCGUUACAGAAGACGCGUCCGUAAGCAUACCGCGAAAAUCAAGCGUUCUCAAAAAAGAUGGGAGACCCUCGAAGCGAUCCCUCCAAAAGUCUGUGUCGUUUAUCGCUCGUCCGGAGGAUAAACGAAUCAUAAACGCCGGGGAUUGUUUGACCUUCAUGCAGAAUGGUUCAGAGUUGAUGAAAAUUCGCUCAAAUUCAAGACAAUACCAGAGAUUCUUCUUUCUAGAGGAAGACUUAACGGGUUUACGCUGGCGGCCGUCUUCCAAGAAGCCUGAAAAAGCGAGGAUCUCUAUUGACACUGUUAAAGAAAUCCGCUGUGGAAAAAAUACGGAUGUAUUCCGUGAAAUGGACAGGGAUGAUUUCCAAGAGGACUGUGCAUUCUCAAUUAUUUACAGUGACAAUUUUGAGACGCUGAAUCUUGUUGCGUACUCUCCAGAUGAGGCUAACAUUUGGGUUACUGGUCUAAGGUGUCUUCUGGACUCUGACAAAGCCAGCAGCCCUGUGGAAAACAGACAACAAAUGCGUGACAGAUGGCUAAAGGAGCAGUUUGUUAUGGCAGACAGUGGGGGAAAAGGAAGGCUUAAUGAGAAAGAGGUUCUUUCUGUGGUCAGACAGUUGAAUGAACAAAUUCCUGAAAGUGUAAUAAAACAAAGAUUUAAGGAAGCUGUUGCUACUAGUUCAAAUUCUCAAAAGAAUAGUUUAUCAAGGGAGGAGUUCCUUUCAUUUUACAAGGAACUUACUACAAGACCUGAGGUUUAUUUUCUUAUGGCAAGGUAUACAAGCAAUGGUGACUAUCUAACAACAGAUGAUCUACUGCUCUUCCUGGAAGCUGAACAAGGGCUCUCCAGAGUGGGAAAAGAACACUGUUUAGAUAUCAUUAGAAGAUGCGAGCCAACGGAUGAAGGAAGAAGGUCAAAAUGUUUAGGAAUAGAUGGAUUCACACAGUAUUUAUUAGAAGAUUGUCAUAUUUUUGACACCGAUCGUGCUGUAAUCUGUCAAGACAUGACCCAUCCACUCUCUCAUUACUUUAUUGCAUCUUCUCAUAACACGUAUUUGCAAGAAAAUCAACUCAGUGGACCGUCCAGUGUAGAAGCUUAUAUUGACGCAUUAAAAAAGGGCUGUAAAUGUGUAGAAUUGGACUGUUGGGAUGGGAGCGGUGAUGAUCCGGUCAUUUAGCAUGGCCACACACUUACGUCAAAAAUUCUCUUCCGUGAUGUCUUAGAAGCCAUAAACGAAAACGCAUUCACAAGAUCUCCGUAUCCACUUGUAUUAUCGAUAGAAAAUCAUUGUAGUGUGAAACAACAACAAAUUAUGGCAAAGUAUUUGCAAGAGAUUUUACAAGAUAAACUUUAUAGAAUUCAACCAGGAGAAAAUGAAUCUUACUUACCAUCUCCCGAGGCACUUAGAGAAAAAAUCCUUAUCAAGAACAAGAAGCUUCCGGCAGAUGUGAUGACCGACUCUGGUGAGGUCAGUGACGAAGGCGAAGACCAAGAUGAAAAUGUUGAAAUCAAUGGUGAAUGUAAGUUGGACAGACAAAAUAGCAAAACAGGAAGCAUAAAAAGACAGAUAGUCAAGGAUCCCAAUCAAAAAACAAAGAGGACGACAAAGCUGGCCCGAGAGUUAUCUGACUUGGUUACCUGCUGCAAAUCUGUCGCUUUCCAAGACUUUCAGUAUUCCUCUGAAAAUCAAAAGUUCUGGGAGAUGUGCUCUUUUAGUGAAAAUGUAGCCAGACGGUUAGCGCAGACAUUUCCAGAAGAGUUUGUAAAUUAUAACAAGUCGUUUUUGAGCAGAAUUUACCCUGCUGGAAAGAGAGUGGACUCGAGUAAUUACAAUCCUCAAGAGAUGUGGGACUGUGGUUGCCAAAUUGUGGCGUUGAAUUACCAGACGCCAGGGCUUAUGAUGGACCUUAACCAAGGGAAAUUUUUGGAGAACGGCAGCUGCGGAUAUGUCCUGAAACCUGCUGUUAUGAGAGAAGAAAUAGCAUAUUUCAAUCCAAGUACAAAAGACGUUAUUCCCGGCGUUUCACCUCAGAUAUUACAAAUUAAGGUAAUUAGCGGACAGCAGUUUCCCAAACCAAAAGGUUCGACAGCCAAGGGUGAUGUGAUCGACCCUUUUGUCACAAUUGAAGUGUUUGGUAUUCCCGCUGACAUUGCACAGGAGAGAACGCGGACUGUUCCUCACAAUGGUUUUAAUCCCGUAUUCGACGAAACCUUCGAAUUCCACAUCAAUCUACCUGAUCUGGCCUUGGUACGGUUUGUGGUUCAAGAUGAUGAUUUCAUUGGUGAUGGAUUUAUCGGCCAGUACACCAUACCUCUAAAUUGCAUCCAACCAGGCUUCCGACACGUGCGGCUUCUUUCAUCACAAGGAGAAGAACUGGAAUCAGCCACCCUGUUUGUUCACGUGACCAUCACAAACCUCAACGACGCUGUGGCACAGAAACCAAGGAAAGCGUCUUUAAGAAAAUCGAAGAAAGCGAGGGAGUAUACAAGUAUGAAGUCCAUCGGGGUAAAAGCCGUGGAUGAUACGUUUAAGUUAGCAAUUCAGCCCCUUAGAGACGGCACGGAUCUCAGAGAAAAUGUUCAGACAGCGCUCGGAAACUUCAGGGAAAUCUGUGGCGUGGCGCCCCGCUCAAAUCUUAAACAGUGCUUAAGGUUGUUGGCUUCCAGACUUGAGGGGAAUUCGGAAUCUAUUGAGCUCAAACUGGUUAUGAAGGAUGAGUAUCCUUACUUCGAAGCUCAGGGGAGCUUGCCAGAGAUGUUGAAGAAGGCUCUGACAGCUAUAGAACAGGUCGUUCAAGACUCCAAAACGUUAAUCGAAUCUUGUGACUCCGUUCACGAAAGAAUUAUUCAAUGCGAGAGAGCGGGCCUGGAGUGGCACGAAGAGCUUCAUAAUGCCUGUGUAAAAGAGGGAAUAAAAGGGAAGCGAUUGACAAAGGCGGUAGAAAGCUACUCGUGGAAUAUCCGGGUCUUAAAGGGCCAGGCAGAUUUACUUCUCAACGCAAAGAGUGAGUGCCAGGAAUAUCUCCGACAGAUUCAGGAGGCGACUCUAUCAACUGGUCUUGUCAAAUCCGUUGGCUGUGACCUCUAACUGAAUACUUCAAUUACUCGUCACAUUUCUCCUCACUAAAUACGUACUAGCAUUGUAAAUACGAAAGCAAACAGUGUACUUAUGAACAUAAUGGAGUGGUUUUUCCUUCAGAUGUGAACUUGUUUUUCAUCCUGACUAGAUUUUUUUCACGUACUACUAAUCACAGAGGUUUCUUUCAUUUUUUUUCCCUCUCAAAUAUGUUUUUUAAGUGUCAUGCUUAGUCUUUAUAGUUUCAAUAUAAAUACUGUCAGAAAUAUGUUUUCCCCAUAUUCUUACGUUAGCCACUAUGUACACAAUCGCAGUCUGUAUUUUUAAUUUUUCCGUGUUUUCCAUGGAUUCAAGAGAAUACGAAUGAUUUCCGGAAAGCGCCGAUAAUUUUCCAGCAUUAAUCGAAGUUCACGCAUUUCUCAGAGAAGAUGGAAAUUGAAAUACAACAAUGUUUCAUUACGAAGAUGGAGGAAGCGAUUUUAAGUAGAAAAUCGUAAUAUAAAUUCAAGAGGAAUAUUUAAUUAAGGCAAUGCAGAAAAUAACGAUUUUUUAGAUAACACGUGGAAGUAAAAGUGGUUGGAAUGAUAACCUAGCCCUUGAAUUAGUUUUAGUUCUGUCUGGCAUUAAGUCACAGUAAUAGAUUUUUUUUUCCAUGGUAGAUCUCGCGUCAUAGUUUACCACGUGAUAUGUUUUAACCAAUUGUAUUUCGUGACAUGGUGUUGCCUAUCGUGAUAGUUACAUUUUCUAAUUAUUGGUGUUUUCGGAUUUAUUACUUCUUGAUGUUGAAUUUUGGUUCGUAGGUAGGAAUCAUUCCGCGAGCCUUUGCAGAUUUCUUGGAAAAAGUAUUUUUUUAGCUUAACAUUUUUUGAGUGUGGGAAUAGUAGAGUGAAACGGGACAUCUGUUACGAUCCUAUAUUGAAAAAAAUAAUAUAAAAUUUAUACUGUUGAGAUCAUCAUUAUUAUUAGUAACAUUGUUAUUAGUAGUAUCGUCAUUAUCUCUCAUCUAGAUUGCGUAGCAGGUUAUCUCCUUUUCCAGGUUCCCCCACGCUCCAGGGGAGCUGGAAUCUGGAAACGAGACUGCGCCGUAGGCAAUCAGUGUCGAUACGAGUAACAUGCACGCGAAAGAUCAGACUUAAAUCGGGCGCGUGCAAAUUUGUUUCUUUUUCCUUUGAAAUUUAAAGGUCUUCUAAUACACGAGACUUUUCAUGGCUCAUUUUUACGAAUUUGUUUUAAUUAACUAAAAAAGUGUUCGUAAUUGGAGGCAUUUGGGUGAAACACUGCAUCUAAACAAAGAAGUCCUCUUUAGCAGAUUCGUUCACUGCCGUGUCUUAAAGUACGUCCUCGUUAUGGUUCAUGUCUUUAUUUAUUUGACACGGUGUACAUAUCCGAGAUGAGUGAAGCAUAUUUGUAAGUAGUUUAAGCUAUGAUAAAGCUUACUCGAGGUGGUCAGAUCGACUUGAAAUAAAAUUUUCAUUUAUCUAGAAUGACCCUUGUUAAGUUACUUAUUACACCACAAGUGUGUGUUAGAGAAUCUGGAAUAAAAGUCGUGUUAAGAAAA
Messenger RNA from Stylophora pistillata, 4799 nucleotides. RefSeq names its product inactive phospholipase C-like protein 1. Gene Ontology annotation, biological process: regulation of synaptic transmission, GABAergic; gamma-aminobutyric acid signaling pathway; phosphatidylinositol metabolic process. NCBI's taxonomy places the organism in Eukaryota, Metazoa, Cnidaria, Anthozoa, Scleractinia, Pocilloporidae. The record is from RefSeq and is a predicted model, not a curated record. Gene Ontology annotation, molecular function: phosphatidylinositol-4,5-bisphosphate phospholipase C activity.